Molecule: messenger RNA, 1879 nt
Organism: Gadus macrocephalus (Pacific cod)
Lineage: Eukaryota; Metazoa; Chordata; Actinopteri; Gadiformes; Gadidae
Gene: pmchl
Product: pro-melanin-concentrating hormone, like
Exons: 1
Coding region: 338-787 (149 amino acids)
Biological process (GO): chemical synaptic transmission; behavior
Molecular function (GO): type 1 melanin-concentrating hormone receptor binding; melanin-concentrating hormone activity
Source: RefSeq, a predicted model, not a curated record
UGCGGCGUGAACUCGUCGCCGGUCUCCACCAAAACACUUGAGAGUCUCAUCAUCCCAUCCUUCUAAGUCUUUGAGAUAACAUCCGGUUCUCCGCGGGGGGGGGGGGAACGCCGACGCCGACGCCGAAACCCAAGCACGGUCCCGACCCGGCUAAUCCCAUAGGUCUGAACGCUAUAAAAGCCUGUCCGCGAACCACCGAUGUUCAGAGCAGCAACGCCAGAGCUUCACCUGCCUCAUCUCCAGCCACCUGCUAACCAGCUCUCCACCCCCCCCCCCCCACACACACACACACCGGGAAAAACAGAUCCGACCGAGAACCACCGCUACCGCCACCGCCAUGAGACAGUCCGCCGUGAUGCCCUCCCUCUUCGCCGCCGCGCUCCUCUUCCAGUGCUACGCCGCGGCCGCCGCCGGGCCCCUGAGCCGGAACGUGGACGACGGCGACGCCUCCUUGGAGCAGGACACCCUGAGCUCCUUGCUCCUCGGCGAGGAGGCAGCGGAGCAGUCCCUGGCCGGCGACGACCCCGCCGUCACGGUGGGCCGAAGCGGGGGUCCCAGAGUGAUCGUGAUGAUGGCCGACGCGGCGGUGCUGAGGAACCUGAGGGCGCUGGACCGAGGGCUGUCCUACUACAAGCAGCAGCAGCAGCAGACGAAGGCCGGGGACGGCGGCCUGACGCUGGAGCGCCGGGAGCGGUUGAUGGGGCUGGAGCCCGGGAUGGCCCUCCGCAAGCGGGACACCAUGAGGUGCAUGGUGGGGAGGGUGUACCGGCCCUGCUGGGAGGCAUAGACUCUGGGUGGAGGCCCUCUCCUCUUUCAUCAGCAUCAUCGUCUCCGCCGUGGACUCCGACACCUCCUCCUCCACCUCCUCCUUUUCCUCCACCUUCUCCUCCACCUCCUCCUUUUCCUCCACCUCCUCCUUUUCCUCCACCUCCCCCUCCUCCACCUCCUCUUCCUCCCCCUCCUCCUCCUCCACCUCCUCUUCCACCUCCUCCUCCUCCACCUCCUCCUUUUCCUCCACCUCCUCUUCCUCCCCCUCCUCCUCCUCCACCUCCCCCUCCUCCUCCUCCUCCUCCACUUCCUCUUCCUCCCCCUCCUCCUCCUCCUCCACCUCCCCCUCCUCCUCCUCCUAUUCCAGGGCUCCUGCUCCUCAUGGUCUGUCGGAGACUUGGAGACUCACUGGUGACUUCUUCACGCAAAAAGCCUGCCUCAUUUUGACACGUCAAAUACAGAAUACUCGUUAUAUACUCGAUAUGAGUCUGCAAAUAAAAGUAAUUUCGUUGUACUUUCUGUCUUGUUCUGAAUUUUUUGAUGAAUUCAUGCUCUGCAGCCUUCGGUAAUGACCAAAAUGUUCAAUUGGAAACUACGCAAAAGCAGCAAUUAUCUUCAUACAAUGUUCAAAUUACCGAGCGAUUGCUACAAGGCAGGGGAAUAAUACACACUUCAUCACUUCAUCUCUUUGGCUUACCAUUAGGCCUGUGAUCAAGCAAUAUUACUGCUAGUCAAUAAGAUGUGGUAUUCAACCGUUAAGUUAUCGUUGAGAGUUAGGAGAGUGGAUAGAUAGUUAGGUACCAUAAUGUAUGGUAGAUAAGGGUAUGGUAAACUAAAUUAAGGUAAGAUAAGAUAUACCUUUCUAAAUAAUAUUAAACAAAAAGAUCAUACAGACAUGGUAAAUAGGCCUGAACAUAGUUAGCAGCUUACUCCAACACAGCGUAGAAAUUAAUAAACCUUUCAAAAUGCACCCUCACAUGGCAAACACUAUGAAAUGCCAAAUAUGAUGCCUCUUUUAAACCAGCACUCCACAUGUAUGCACAUGAAUUGAUCUGUAUUUAUGAGUGUUGUUUGUUUCAAAUUCUUCGGUAAAUAAAUGCGCUCAUCAGUC